Messenger RNA from Dovyalis caffra, 786 nucleotides. The record is from the annotation of a GenBank genome assembly. NCBI's taxonomy places the organism in Eukaryota, Viridiplantae, Streptophyta, Magnoliopsida, Malpighiales, Salicaceae.
AUGUUUCAGGUGGGUCUGAAACGCAUUCAUGCUGCACUUGACGCUGUUCGUCCUUUGGGAUUCCCGGAACCAUUGGUUCGCAGAAUUGUCAGAAAUCUCCUAAAGGAAUAUGGUGGGGAUGAAGGAUGGGCUUUCAUUGAGGAGGGUUGCUAUAAGGUUUUGAUUGAUACGCUUCUCGAUGAGGUAGAGAAAUCAGAGAGGGAAAACAGUGAACCAGGAUUAUCGACAGACAAUGGGCCAAAAUUGUUGAUUGAGAAUCGACCAGCAGAGGAUGGCACUAAGAAAGAUGAGCCUGAAAUACAAUUUCACCCUCCAACCAUUCACUCCCUAGCAGCAAUGGAUGUCAUUCCAUGUUCUUCAGUGAGUGAUGCACCUGAUGAGAAGCUUGGAGUACAAGUCCAUUCCCCUACCAGUCAUUCCAAGCAAGUUCAAUCAACAAGCAUGCCCUCUCCAGUACCAUUGGAGACUGAUGCACUUGAUGAGAAGCUUGGAAUGAAAGACCCAUCCCAACAAAUUCACUCUGCACAGGCUUCCUCCUCUCACAUCAAUUCUUCACAGAUAACAGACAUUGUUCCACGCUCUUUGAAGGAUGUUUCCUCUCAUGUCAAAUUUGAAAGACAGUCUUGCUCUCCACAGAUAUCCUCCACAGGAGUCCAAUCUCCACAGUUGUUCUCCCCACUGCAAGUGGACUCUCUCCCUCCUCAGAGGCGUAAACCAUGUUAUGGAUGGCUUAGCAGUGACGAUGAGGAUGAGCCAGAUCUCUUACAUCUAACACCAGCUACUUAA